AUGAAUCUAUUAAAAGAAAUACUAUCAAGACUCACAGGUAAUUUACAAUAUGAUGAUAUAUCACACGAAUCCCCAAAAAAUCAUUCAAUUCAACAUCAGGAUUUCAAUUCGUCAAAAUUGUUUACUAAAGUAUAUAGGAUUUUGGAAAAUGCAGCAGAGGAAAAUGAUACAAAAACUAUCAUAGAAUAUGUAAAAAACAAUGGCUGGCAAAUUACUCAAAAAAAUGGAACAAAUUGCAUUCUUUAUGCUGCAUAUAAAGGAAACCUUAAGCUUGUUAGAUUGCUACAAGAAAAUGGGGCAGAUCCAUGCUCUAAGAAUGAUGAAGAUGUUACAAUUCUUCAUUAUUUCUGUCACAAUGGCUCUAUAGAAGGAGUUGAAUUUGCACUUAGAUUUAUCAACGUAAAUGCUAUCACUAAAACAACAAAAAGAACUCCUCUCCAUAUUGCCGCCCAUGGAAAUUACGACCAGCUUUGCACUUUCCUUUGUAAUCAAAAGGGUAUUAAAAAGGACGAAAAAGAUUCUGAAAACCUAACACCACUUGGUCUAGCAUUAAUAGAAGGAAAAGCUGAUGCACAGAGGGCACUAAGAGCUAAAAAUUGCAGAUCCUGUAUAUAA
Messenger RNA from Trichomonas vaginalis G3, 615 nucleotides. Its product is annotated as spectrin binding. The transcript has a single exon. Gene Ontology annotation, molecular function: transcription factor binding. Gene Ontology annotation, biological process: regulation of transcription by RNA polymerase II. Bases 1 to 615 code for a protein of 204 amino acids. NCBI's taxonomy places the organism in Eukaryota, Parabasalia, Trichomonadida, Trichomonadidae. The record is from RefSeq and is a predicted model, not a curated record.